Hemisphaericaspora subhashii is the source of this 543-nucleotide messenger RNA. Its product is annotated as 5'-(N(7)-methyl 5'-triphosphoguanosine)-(mRNA) diphosphatase. Gene Ontology annotation, cellular component: nucleus; P-body. The coding region runs from base 1 to 543 and encodes 180 amino acids. The record is from RefSeq and is a predicted model, not a curated record. Gene Ontology annotation, biological process: deadenylation-dependent decapping of nuclear-transcribed mRNA. NCBI's taxonomy places the organism in Eukaryota, Fungi, Ascomycota, Pichiomycetes, Serinales, Debaryomycetaceae. Gene Ontology annotation, molecular function: RNA 7-methylguanosine cap binding; hydrolase activity. The transcript has a single exon.
AUGAAAGGAGAUAGACUAAAAUGGGUAUAUAAUAUCUUAUUCCACAAUGCGGAGCUGGAAUCGGUCAUAUAUCACAACAAAGACCCCUUGCUUGGGUUUGUCUUAUUACCGGAUAUGAAAUGGGAUAAUGUCAAUUUGGACACCCUCUACCUCUGUGCAAUUGUGAAUCGAACUGAUAUUUCCUCAAUUAGGGACCUAGAUGAAACUCAUAUCGAGUUCUUAAUUGGGAUCCAAAGGAUGAUUAAGAAGGUCGUGAGGGAGAAAUAUGAGAUGUCGGGGGAUCAGGUGAGGGUGUUUGUGCAUUACCAACCUAGUUAUUAUCAUUUUCAUAUCCAUGUGGUCAAUAUCCAUCAUCCGGGUUUGGGAGAUGGGAUUGCAAUAGGAAAAGCGAUAUUAAUGGAUGAUUUGAUUGAGAAUUUGAAAUUGAAUGGGAAGUUUUAUAGAGAGAGAACCAUUGGGUAUGUCAUUGGUGAGAAUCAUGGACUUUGGAAAGAACAAGGGUUUAGAAAUGCUCAUUACAACAAUGAAGAGGAGGAUUACUAA